Messenger RNA from Exaiptasia diaphana, 1882 nucleotides. RefSeq names its product zinc finger protein 143. Gene Ontology annotation, biological process: regulation of transcription by RNA polymerase II. The record is from RefSeq and is a predicted model, not a curated record. The transcript is spliced from 7 exons. Gene Ontology annotation, cellular component: transcription regulator complex; PcG protein complex. Bases 95 to 1759 code for a protein of 554 amino acids. Gene Ontology annotation, molecular function: DNA-binding transcription factor activity, RNA polymerase II-specific; RNA polymerase II cis-regulatory region sequence-specific DNA binding. Lineage: Eukaryota; Metazoa; Cnidaria; Anthozoa; Actiniaria; Aiptasiidae.
UAUGGCGGAUCAAUGAUAAACCAUAGUUUCUUUAAGACGACGAAAAAGGACCAUAAUUUCACUGCCAAAGCGGGAAAUACAAUCAGACCUUGCAAUGGCAAAAUGCGAUGGUGAGUUUGACUCGGAUAUGGAUACAAACGCACAGCAUCAAACCUUUGUAAUUUUGAGUGCAAAUGACGAUCCAGAUAAACAAGAAGACGUAGGUCGGUGYACAGAUGGUUUAGAUGGUUCUAGAGUCACUAGUUCUCARGACUUUGUCAAAAUUGAACAAAUAGCAAAAGAUGAUGCAAGUGGCAAAACUGUCAGUCUGGUUGACAGAGAAGACGUCCAGUGCAUUGAAAAUACAAUAGUGGUAUCAAGARCAAUUGCAAAUGAUUCAAAUAUUUAUGGUAGACUUCUACUGGCAGAACAUGGCUCUCAAGUGAUAUUCUAUAACCCAACACCUGAUUGCACACCUGGACCAAUUACAGAAAAUGACAAAAGUGUACAAUGUGAUUCAAAUGAAUACCAAUUUGCCAGUGGACAAGAUAAGAAACCUUCAAUUGCCAAAAACUACACAAGAAAUAGUUCAGGGGAAAGAACAUAYGUCUGUCCAGUGGAAGGUUGUGGAAGGAAUUUUACAUCAUCAGGACACUUGAAAUACCACCAAAGCACGCACAGUGGAGAAAAACCAUUUAAAUGCACCCAUCCAGGCUGUGACAGGGUGUUUGCUUGGCCUGCACAUCUGAAAUACCAUGUGAAGACACAUUCUGGUGACAGGCCAUUCAAGUGUGAGGUGGAGGGGUGUGGCAAAAGCUUUUAUGUCCUACAAAGAUUGAAUGUCCAUUUAAGAGUUCACACUGGUGAGCGCCCAUAUAUGUGUGAAGUUGAUGACUGUAAGAAAUCCUUUAGCACAGCUGGUAAUUUGAAGAAUCACAUGAGGAUACAUACAGGUGAAAGACCAUACAUUUGUCCCUUUGUAACAUGUGGGAGAUCAUUCACAGAGCAUUCAAGUUUACGGAAGCACAAGCUUCGACAUACUGGUGAGAAGCCAUAUUCUUGUGGGACUUGUGGAAAGACAUUCAGUCAGAGUGGUAGCAGAAAUGCUCAUGAGAAAAGRCAUUUACUAGAGAAACCGCCAAGAUACAAGAAAUCACAACUUACCAUGGUUGACAUGGAAUCAGAUAAUGGAGAAUCUAGUCCUGUGGAUGYUGGUGAUCAAGAGCCAUCUCUUGAAUUCACUCCUGAAAAGAGUACUAAUGCUGACCACAUUGUCCUGGCCCAGCCAAUCAUUGCUAAGGAAGUAUCUAUUGAGACAACACCUGUUCAUUCCUUGUCUACUGUGGCACAAAAUGUUGCUGAAGAGCUAAUUUCAAACCAGACAGAUGYCAUAUCACAAACCAGUACAUGUGUUGUAUCUUUGGCUGAAACAGUGGUUGCACAACAAGCUCUUCUUCAGUCCAUGUUAGAUGGAAGUGCAGUAAUACCUCCWGUGUCUCAAUCAGAAUCAUCUGAUGAUCUCUCAGUUGUUGACCAUGCACUUCAACACCAAGAUGUAGAGCAGAUUAUGCAAAGUGUUGUAAGCCAGCAUAUUAUAAAUGGUCAAAUUCAAUUACCCAUUAGUGGAGAUGUUGCUAGUGAUCAGGGAACUUUGAAUUUUAUUGCACAAAGUAAUGAUUCACAAGAUAUUGUGCUAAGCCAUUCAGAGCAUGAAGAAAGCUCUUUGCCAAGUGAUGAAGAAACAGUUAUAGUUCAGUCAGAAACAAAUCAAGAUACAUGAUGCAAAACUGGUAUUCAAUGCCACUGGAGCUACAUUUUUUUCAAGGAUUAGAAUAUGCAACUGCUGAUGGAUGCAUGUAUAUUUACUGUUAUCGUGUUAAAUAAAUAUUAUUCUGCACACACA